AUGUGGCAUUGUGGACGCAGGAGGACGUGGAGGAGUGGAUGUAGAGGAAAGCAAUCUAUCUCUGAGGAGAUGAUAUUUAACAACCAAGCGUUCUAUAAAGCUUGUUCCUAUUAUAACAUUCUGCCUGACAAGUUCCUGGAUCUUAUUGAAUCUGAACGCAUUAUCUUUGUCAUGCGAGCACUGGAAGACUGGUCAGCGACUGUCGCGUCUGAAAAUGUGCCUCAGACUUCCGCAACGGCCAGUUACGAGAGCCGGAAAGGCUGGCUUCCAAUAACCUUGCAGCGCCCUUAUUUGCUCUUCCUUUCUGCCAUCCUGCUUGUGUUGGCAGUAGGCAUCGAGGCCCUCCGCCAGUACUCAAUUCAACCUGGUAUUGUUAUAUACAAGCGAAAGGAAGACAUUUUGUCAGAUGCUUGGCGAGCAUGGACAAAUCUGCCUACCAUUCUGGCCGUGUUCGUCACAGUCCUCUGGGAAGCCUGCUCCCAGGAUAUCCUGCGCUUGGAGCCAUAUUUUCAAUUGUCUAGGGCUUGUGGUGCUCCUGCUGCUGUUCUCUUUGUCACUUAUCACCUUGAUAAUACGUUUCUUGCCGUCAUUCGCGCCGCUCGGAACCGGCACUGGAUCGUGCUAUGUGUCUCGUUCAUGUCUCUUCUCAUGCGUAUUCUUGUCCCUUCUCUAUCCUCUGGGCUCUUUCUACUUGACCGCAUUACUCUGGUUGAAACGAGAACAGUGGACACCUGGCCGUACCUGGUCGAUCGGGACACUCAGGAACGGUGGUUUUCGGCUGCAACCGCAUACGGGAACAUGGGGACGGGACUCCCGGAUACUGCUUUCGAGCCGCAUCGCUCUUCUAGAUAUGCCAUUGGCCCGUUAUCAAAUCCUUUGGAUUACGGGGAUGUGCUAUCUACUUUGACCUUGAACCAGUCUGUCUACUGGUCAAGUAUGAUCUGCACGAAUGUAACAUUGACCAGAGAAGUGCCCGCAACUACUCCUAGUCCUGACCUGACAUUAGAUCUAAAAGGCAACCGUGAAUUUUCCUGGAAUCUGCGCGGCAUUACACUGCCAGAAGGAGGGGUGGCCUCAGGCUGUGUCGUCAGCAUGGAGAUAGACACCUUUGUUUCGCCCUUGGCUGGGCGCUUUCAAGCACGAUAUUGGGAGUCCCUGCAUGCCGGUGCAGGAUCGCCCAUCCUAUCCGUAUUUACCUUCAAUAACUGUUCUUUCGCACUGGUUGGCGUGAUUCUCAACAUCGAGGAUACGCCAGAGACAUCGCUGCAGUCCAACAUAACUGUGUUCGCUUGUGAACCACUGUAUCAACAGGCAACCGCUAAUGUGUCGCGCACAUGGGACUCGACUAUCACUGACGUUCAGAUAAUGUCCUCGACCGUGAAAGACCUCACUGGCAGCGAAUUCAGCAAGGAGGGGUUCAAGCGUCUAAUGUCCUCGGGUCGCACACCAACAGAUGGUCAUCAGGUACUUGGCGGGCUUCGAACUGGCGAAACCGCCACCCAAUCUGGCAGAGGGACCGAUCGAUCUCGCGUGGCUGUUGUUGCUGAUUCAGACAUUCUUCAUCUCAUGCAGUACCAGGAAAGGGUCUCCAACCUGUGGAACGCUGCGUUUGUUACCACCAUCGACAGAUUCUUUGACCCUGCGGCGCAGAGAUCUCAUGUCGAAGCGCAACAAGUAAGGACGGCACUGGCGCUGACAGUGGUGCCCCAGGCUGCUCUGGUUGUCGAGAGCAUCCUUUUUUUAGGCUGCCUCUUACUGUUGUCUCUGAGCCGUAUAUAUCCCCGUCGUCCCAAUAUCCUUCUGGAGGAUCCUAGCUCGAUUGUCGCGCAAUGCGCCUGCAUUGCUCGUCUGAUCUGUCCGAAGACCCUUCAAGCUCUUAACCAUCCGGGAUACCAUCUGGCAAAAACCCGCGAGCUUCGGCGAUGGGCCAAAGGGUUCUGGUGCGGAUGGAGAUUCGGGACUCGAGGCCCACAGAUUGGAAUAUUCUCGCGAGAUGGGCGUCACGUACAGAUGUGUCCUCCUCCGAGCACCGCAGGACGGUCAGAUCCAAUGCCGCACUUUUUGACGGCUCCGUGGUUUGCAAUUGAAGGCAUCUUCCUCAUUGGCUCGGUCGCUGCAUUUGCACUGGCAUUGAAAUUCAUGCAGUCCCAAAAAUUAGACUCGUCCACAUCGACCGAAAUUGUGAUAUGGUCUACUUUCUUAAUUUAUGCACCCACCAUUCUUUCUACUAUGAUACGUUCCUUCAUGAACUCCGUUCAUCGCCAGUUCAGCAUUGCAGAGCCUUGGAUUCGCCUACGGAGAGGCACGGUCUCUCCAGAGGUGCUGGUAACCUCGAGCUAUGGUGCCCCAACGACAAUCGUCGUGACCCUGAGACGAGGUUUCCGGUUUUCACCCGCUAUGAUGGCCCUAUCGUUUGUUUGUCUGCUCAAUUCGGCUCUUGUUAUUGUCAGUGGUGGUAUAUACGAACCACAGGUUGAUAAAUAUUCCACCCUCAAACCUAACCUUACCAGCUCAUAUAAUUCCUCGAUGUUCUUGAGACAGGGACCGGGAAUUGACUUUACAGGCUACGACUCGGCAGUCUACAGCUCAGCGAUGAACCAAUCGUCGGCACCAUGGAGCACGACAGACCUCACAUUCCUGCCGCUGGCUACUGAUGAGCUUGAUGACACCACCGAUGUUCUUUAUACAGCCGUCACGCGCGGUAUUGAGACCCAUCUCGACUGUCAAGUAGUUUCACAUGUCGAUGCAUUCACUGACUAUGAAUCCCGAACGGUAAACUGGACAUAUUCUCCAUUCGAUAGUCCGAACAACGUUCUAUGCAACAUACGACUGCCGCUAGACGACAGCGGAGAAAAUACAGACAAAGGAUCAGUUCGUUACAUCUGGCCCGAUGAUGCUGACCCACGUUGUCAAAGAUUGACAUUCUUCGUCUUCACCUCCUGGGCUAGAAAUGCUUCAGCACCAUUGGAUCAGGACAACUCACCGACAUUACAUUGUGAGCCGAGAAUAAGUAUUCAGGAUUUUCACGUCCAAUUCGAUCACCGUGGAGUGAUUCAACGCUACGAACAAGUUGCUAGUAGCUCCAUCACAAGCGGGCCAUUCUUUAAGAACGCGUCCGAGGCACUUGGAGAUUUUAAUCAGGGCCUGGGUCGCUUCCUCCAGCAUCUUCAUCCGCACGGACACAAAGCUUUGUACCGGCCCUCCGCUCUGGAGCGUAAGACUGCCCAAGUAUACAACGAAAUGAAGCAUGACAUUAUGGAUUCCCAUGAUAGUGCCUGGAUUGGAGCCGUGCAGUCUGUCUACCAAACGGUCUUCAGCAACUAUCUGGCCCUGAGAAGAGAUCAGUUUUUACGCCGAUUGGAUCCCAGUGCAGCUACGCCGGUGGAUGGGACUGCCACGUAUACAAUAUGGGGGUUGAUACCAUCCAAGUCGCGUAUGAUCGUCAUUAUCACACUGAUCUCCGUCGACGUACUUGCGCUCUCGGCAGUUUUCCUGCUGUAUCGCGGACCGUACGGUGCACCGCGCAUUCCUAGGUCGCUGGGGUCUCUUAUCCCAUGGGUCGCGCAGAGCCGCAUGUUGCAUGAACUUACGGAAACUUCUGAUAUGGAUGAUAAGCAGAGGGAGAGGUUUCUGCAGCAGGGGGGGCGUCAAUAUCAUUUUUGGCCAUUUUCAAAUGCAGACUCCGAGAAAUUGGCUUAUGCGUCUGAAUACUAG
Aspergillus terreus NIH2624 is the source of this 3714-nucleotide messenger RNA. Its product is annotated as DUF3433 domain-containing protein. The coding region runs from base 1 to 3714 and encodes 1237 amino acids. The record is from RefSeq and is a predicted model, not a curated record. Lineage: Eukaryota; Fungi; Ascomycota; Eurotiomycetes; Eurotiales; Aspergillaceae. The transcript is spliced from 5 exons.